Molecule: messenger RNA, 5345 nt
Organism: Neopsephotus bourkii (Bourke's parrot)
Lineage: Eukaryota; Metazoa; Chordata; Aves; Psittaciformes; Psittacidae
Gene: SHH
Product: sonic hedgehog signaling molecule
Exons: 3
Coding region: 466-1743 (425 amino acids)
Biological process (GO): smoothened signaling pathway; cell fate specification; regulation of gene expression
Molecular function (GO): patched binding; calcium ion binding
Source: RefSeq, a predicted model, not a curated record
AGAAAGAAAACCCAGCGUGUAAUUGAUGUUAUCCCAAGAAAGCGCGAUCUCCACCCCGCUCAGCUCCAAGCCCUUCAGGUAUAAGGAGGUAAAAAAAAAUCUUUCAAGAAUUUGUUGCCUUUUUGAGGGUUAAAACAUCAGAAGACAAGCUUGUCUCGCCUUGGCCAAUCAGCUCGCGGCCCUGGCAGCUAUAAUAUAGAACUAAAGGCAGACUCCUCUCACAAGCGUCUUGCUUUGCUACCAUUAAAAUCAGACCCUUUUUUUGUCUCUCGAUUGCUGUCUCCCGACCAAACUCCGAUGUGUUCCGUUAUCAGCGACCUAAAGCCUGCCAUUCCAGCACCUGUCUUGCUAGGGAUCGGUGGAUAGUAUACGAUUCAGAAAGCAGACAAGGACAUAGAGGAGGCGAGAGAGCUCUAGAGAGACAGCCAGGGAUAGGCACAGAGAGCUUUGAAGUAAUUGGAUUCAAUGGACGAAAUGCUGCUGUUGACAAGAAUUCUCUUGGUGGGCUUCAUCUGCGCUCUUUUAGUCUCCUCUGGGCUGACUUGUGGACCAGGCAGGGGCAUUGGAAAAAGGAGACACCCCAAAAAGCUGACCCCUUUAGCCUAUAAGCAGUUUAUUCCCAAUGUGGCAGAGAAGACCCUAGGGGCCAGUGGAAGAUAUGAAGGGAAGAUCACAAGAAACUCCGAGAGAUUUAAAGAACUAACCCCAAAUUACAACCCUGACAUUAUUUUUAAGGAUGAAGAGAACACGGGAGCUGACAGACUGAUGACUCAGCGCUGCAAGGACAAGCUGAACGCCCUGGCGAUCUCGGUGAUGAAUCAGUGGCCCGGGGUAAAGCUGCGGGUGACAGAGGGCUGGGACGAGGACGGCCACCACUCCGAAGAGUCCCUGCACUACGAGGGCCGCGCCGUGGACAUCACCACCUCGGACCGGGACCGCAGCAAGUACGGCAUGCUGGCCCGCCUGGCCGUCGAAGCCGGCUUCGAUUGGGUCUACUACGAGUCCAAGGCGCACAUCCACUGCUCCGUCAAAGCAGAAAACUCGGUGGCAGCCAAAUCUGGGGGCUGCUUCCCUGGUUCGGCCACGGUGCACCUGGAGCAAGGCGGCACCAAGCUGGUGAAGGACCUGAGCCCUGGGGACCGUGUGCUUGUUGCUGAUGCAGAGGGACGGCUGCUCUACAGCGACUUCCUCGCCUUCCUCGACCGGGAGGACGGGUCUCACAAGCUCUUCUAUGUCAUUGAGACAAGGCAGCCCCGGGCCCGGCUGCUGCUGACGGCUGCCCACCUCCUCUUCGUGGCCCCCCAACAUAACCAGUCGCAGGCAGGGACCCUCAGCAGCCAGGCGCUCUUUGCCAGCCGUGUACGACCUGGCCAACGAGUCUAUGUGUUGGGAGAGGGAGGGCAGCACCUCCUGCCAGCGGCCGUGCACAGCGUCUCACUGCGAGAGGAAGCUUCGGGAGCAUAUGCCCCGCUCACUGCCCAGGGCACCAUCCUCAUCAACCGGGUGCUGGCCUCCUGCUAUGCCGUCAUUGAGGAGCACAGCUGGGCACACUGGGCCUUCGCUCCCUUCCGUCUGCUCCAGGGGAUGCUGGCCACCCUCUGCCCUUCCAGCGGGGGGCCCCCCACGGAUGCCCCGACCUCCCCUGGCAUCCACUGGUACUCUCGCCUCCUCUACCGCAUUGGCAGCUGGGUGCUGGAUAGUGACUCUCUGCACCCGCUGGGCAUGGUGGUGCCGUCCAGCUGAGAGCAUCCUGUGCUGCCCCGGCCGCCAGUCAGCCUCCGAGGGAGAGACAGAGACACACAGGGAGAGAGAGAGAGAAAGAAAAAGGAGGAAAAAAGGAAAAAAAAAAAAAAGGAAAAAAAAAGAAAAGAAAAACCUAAAAAAAAAAAGAAAAAAGAAAAAAUUACAUAUUUUUAAAAGAGCACGGAUUAAGACUUAAAAAUAAUAAUAAUAAAAUAAUAAUAAUUAAGUAGGACAGUCCAAAGUAGACUUUAAGGGAAACAAAGACCCCAGGAAGUUCUGUUCUGUUUAGUUUAUAAAUAUAUAUAUAUUUUUAUUUGUUCUUUUGUUUUGUUGUUUUGUUUGUUGGUUUUUUUUGUUGUUGUUGGUUUUGUUUAUUAUUUUUUUUUCCUCCUCUCCUGGAUAUUUAUUUCUUUGGUAUUUUGAAUAGAUGUUUUAAAUGAUAUGAACCGGACCUUCAAGAGCCUUAAAUAGUUUCUUUGAUAAUUUAUUAUCAUGUGAACUGUACUCAUAGGGGAAAAGAUUAUUUUGUGAGGCCAAGCAAAACUGCGCAGAGUCUAUUUUUCUACAUGUCAUGUGUGUCCUGACUUUCAGAAAGCAAAGUUCUGUACGUUCCCAUCUCUCCAUUCCAUUGCUCCUUCAUUUCAGCAAGCCUAAAAAACAAGCAAGCAAAGAAACAAACACACCGAAAAAGACAAACUUCAUGGGGGUCCGUAAAUUAUAUUUUUAUACACAGAAUUGUAAAUUAGAUUUUUUUGAGAGAUCAAUACUUAACUGAAUCACAUUUCAUUUUUUGAAAUAGUGUAAAAUAUUGAGAAUAUAUUAUUUUAAUUUAAAUAGCUUCAAAUGUAACGUCAUUACCUGUAUUGUUUUCCAUGUUUUGCUUUGUAAAAAAAACACCAUUUGGCCACGUUCAUGGAAGUCAAGACUGUUACACCAACGUUUUAUUUGCAUAAAAAAAAAAAAACCAUAAGAAACUUUGUUAUUUUUAACUUCAAAAGAAAAAAAAAAAGUUUAUUAGAAAAUAAUAUUUUUUAAAAAGCGCACAUGGCGGCAAUUCCGUGACGAUGGAGACGAUAGUUUGUACAGAGGGGAGAAAAGGAUGUUUUGCAUUAAUAAAUUGAGAAAUAACUGCUGUAAAUUUACUAAAAUGUAUUUUUUGAAUAUUUUGUAAUAGUUUUAAUAGUUUUAUAGAAAUAAAAUGUGCCAUGCACAGUCUGGUUAGUAUAUAAUAACUAAGAGUUCCUGGUGCAUCCCAUUUUUUCCCCCCUUUUUGCUUAUUGGUUUAGGAAACUUUGCCUAAAGGAGUGCCCAUUAUUUUAUUUAGAUGUGUUUCUUAUAACUUUUAAUUUUGGUACUUUAAUUAAGGAAAUGAAUCCAUCACAUCUGCACGUAACCUGGAAUCUCUUGUACUAAUAGUAGAACCUCACUCAUUUGCACGAGCUACUGGGAGACGUGGUUUCCCUUCACUGGAGCCCUGGCUCCUUGUCCAUGCUUAGGGGAUGUUUCCCUCUUUCAGCUCCAGUUCCAGCUCUGUGUCCAUCUCCUGAUCUGGUCUGGAGACCACAGACAGCUCUGAAAAGUGAUUUAUGAGGGUGUUCUAUCACAUUCACCGUUUGAAGCGUGUUAAUCUGAAGUCAGGCUGCUGCCUUCAAUCUAAGGCAGCACCAGGAUUUUAAUCAGCUUUAAUUUGGGUGCUCAGAAGAUGGAAAUCUGGGGGAGAGACACUGCCUUUGAUGAAUUAACAAGGAUUCACGUGGCUGAUGCUGGAAGAAGGAGAUGGCCACUUGAUUUUACUGGCCAUAUUGCCUGAGUAAUGUUGCCAGGCUUGGAGCCACCAAGAAAAGAACAAACACCUUUUGCUAAACAAGAAAAAAAAGGGAUAAAAAUUGGUUCAUUUCUCAUGAGAGAUGUUCCUUAGUUGUGACACAUCAAAGUCCAUCCCGAGCCAUCGAUGGGUGAAGUAUUGGAGAUGUGUUCUAGGAUCCAAGUGGUGGGGCCAAUGAUGCAUCCCCUGGCUGGUCCCAGCCCCAAGCCCUACCAAGGGGCUCGUUCUCAAUGGGUGCCAAUGAGUGAGGUUCUGCUGCACCGUGUGCUCCUCCCCAGAGGGUUUCCAGGAUCCCUUUAACAAUUCUGCAAAACAUUGUGUGUGCGUGUGUGUGUGCAUCUGCGACAGGACCGUGCCGGAAGGGAGCUUUCCUUGAAUGUCUUCUCACCUUUUCUUCAGUUUCCAUUACUCGCUGGUGGAGGAUGUUCAUCCAUCGGGCAGCAUUUUGCGCCAGAGAUGCAGCCGUGUCCUCCGACACGAUAGACAGCAGCUCCACUGACCUCCUGGGAUGUCCCUGCCUGGGGCCUCCUCCAGAGAGCGUAGAGCAUGCUCUUCCAUGCUGAAAGCCUGGUAGCUUCUGGAGCAGUGCCUGGAGCUGGUGGCAGAGCCCCAGGCAUGAGCAUCCCCCGUGUCAAGCCCUAACAGAUGGAUGUGGUCUCUCCUUCCCAGCAGCUUCUAGUCCAGAGCCACUUCCAUCUCUGAAGCUCGGACAUGGCCAGGGUGGUGAGACUUCGGUGCAACCCCACCAUCAUGCAGCCGGGAUAGGAACCAAGCCACCCUAAUGCCCUCAUGGUAUAGGGCAUCAUGGGGGACUGUGUACUGCCUGGUGGGUGCUGGGGACCUGCUGCCUACCCCGGCUUGGACUCUUGACACCUCUGUGUUGUUGGGGUCUGCCUGUGUAACAGGGGCUGCAAACAUAGCUGGUUUGGGGCAUGUAAAAUUGUGAUUGUGGAACAAAUGAGUCUCUGCUGUAAGAGUAUGGUCUUCAUAUGGCAGUGUCUGAGCAUCUGAGCUCUUUUAGCUCUGUCUCUGAAUGGUGGCUGACAUUUUGUAAAUCCUUUACACUCAAAAACAAGUGUUCUGGAGCCUACUUUCUCCAGAGGUCAGGUGGUGGAGGUGUUCAGGGAUAUCAGUGAUCAAACUUCAAGUCCUUGGCUUGGGGUCUUUGGUGUGAAUUGUAACUGAGAUGAAAAAGACCAUUAGACCAGAGACCACACUUGUCUCAGGGUAGAGUGCAUGCCUUGGUAGGGAACUGUGUCAGACACUGCUGUAUUUAAUCUUCACUGAAUGGCCAAGAUGAGCUCAGAGCUUUCUGGUGUGAGAGAAACUAAGAUGCUGUUUAAUACUAGGAUCGAUCUGUUUUACCAAGCAAAGAAAUGCUGUGCCGUGUUCUCCAUCACACGUAUUUCAAGUGACUGUAUGCCUGCCUCUCACCAUAUAUUUAUUACAUCUCUUCCCUCAGCGCCUCACAUCCAAAUCACCCCUCCGUGAUAUGCAUUAGAAGUGCUUCGUUAGAUGGACCAAUCCAGCUUAUAGUUACAGCUCUCAUAUGAAGGAUGUACUGUCAUGACAUUGUGCAAAACAUCUAGGAGAUGUCACUGUCCAUUUUCAGGGUCCAAGUAUGGCAAUAGUUUGUAUAAAAUGUACACAUAGUGGUGGCUACAGAAUAGUUUAUGACUAAAUACAUAUCUAUUACUGUUAAAAUAAUGUAUAAGAAUGUACUUGAAGCUAUUAUCCUUGUGCUCUGUUGUCUGAAUAAUUAAAGAAAUUACAGAGA